Messenger RNA from Penicillium crustosum, 2271 nucleotides. RefSeq lists its product as uncharacterized. Bases 1 to 2271 code for a protein of 756 amino acids. Gene Ontology annotation, molecular function: zinc ion binding; DNA-binding transcription factor activity, RNA polymerase II-specific; DNA binding. Gene Ontology annotation, cellular component: nucleus. The transcript has a single exon. The record is from RefSeq and is a predicted model, not a curated record. Lineage: Eukaryota; Fungi; Ascomycota; Eurotiomycetes; Eurotiales; Aspergillaceae. Gene Ontology annotation, biological process: DNA-templated transcription; regulation of DNA-templated transcription.
AUGUUGAAGUUCAGCCACCUAGACGCAGACGCAUUCGAGAACCCCAAGAAAAACAGCGGUCGAAAAAGACCCCGCUUCCGGGAGCCCAUAUCAUGUAACCAUUGUCGAAAAUCCAAAGUCCGCUGCGAUCGCAAGUCGCCAUGCAAACCGUGCCAAGAUCGUGGAAUAGAUACACGGUGCACUUACUCCCGUUCCAAAAUCGCGGCAGUUUCGCAAUCUGCCAUAACACUAGUGUCCCCUCAACGGACAGAGAUCGAUCUACUCGCCUCCGAGCAGCUGACACCCCGCUCCUCUGGUGAGACACUCGAUCCAAUAUCGGUUCUGCCCCACAGCCCGACCACAGCCAGUCACGCCAAUAGUGCCUUUAGGGGCUCGAAUUUCAAAACAAGGCUGAUUGGCGGCACCCAUUGGAUGGCCGCGAGUACUGAUUUGCCCGUCAUAGGGGCUAUGCUGGAGAAGACCGUUGAUUUUCAACCGAUGUGGAAAACUUUCGCGGAAGUCAAGUCUCUCCUUCUUGUCGCAAAUUCGGUAUCAGCCGUCGUGAAUGGAGAUAGUAGGAAGCUGCUCAAUCUCCUACCCAAUCGAUCGACCUGCGAACAGUGGAUCAGGCGAUUCUAUGAAACAUAUGGCAGAAUCUACCCUGUGAUCGAGCAGAACUGCCUAAUGGCAGAGCUGGAGGAAGUAUUUGUCGCAUGCGUCGAUGCCAAUGAAGUACACAUUCUCAAGAUUCUGUUGAUCAUUGCAAUUUCCAUGCAGACCAACGAUUCAGAGCGACUACGCGGGCGUCUCCUACUGCAAGAAACGGAGAGCCGUAUUCAUACAUCGACCCAGUUUCAAAAGCCUUGUAUCGGUGUCAUGCAGGUGUUACUACUGUUGAUCAUCAUGAAGAACAUCACUGCCUCUGAUACUGACAAGAUUUAUAGCCUCAUAGGUACAAUGGGGCUGACUACGCAAAUGGCUCUGAGCAUGGGCUUGCACAGGGAUCCGGCCUUGUUCCCCGGUAUCACUCCUUACUAUUCAGAAGUUCGGAAACGAUUAUGGGCGUGCUUCUUUCGAUUGAAUCUCGAAUAUUGCAUCCGCAGUGGCUCAAACUUCGGUAUUCGACUGGAGGAUGUGGACUGUCCCCUCCCGAGCCGUAUCAACCUUUCGACCCCUCACCCAGGAACCAUGACGGAGUCGGCUACCGUACUGAACCAGGCCGAGGAAGCAACGGACCAGAUUUUUAACAUUGCUGCAAUGAAGCUUGCCAUAGUGAGGGCUCCAUUACACCAGCGACUCUGCUCCACAACUCCUGAAUUAUCAAACGAGCUACGGGAUCGAAUGCGCGCCUCAUUCUACAAAAUCUUGCGCGAGUUGCCUUCAAAUCUACAAGAGGGAGCUUCGUCAUGCAGUCCCAUCGAAAGGCUUCAGCAAGCUUUGUUAUCCAUGCAGGUGCAUAGCUUCAUGGCCAUUAUCACGCUCAAUUUUGUCCUAGGAGUCCCAUCUCAUCAUUCACAGCGGAGCGAUCUUUAUGAAUUAUGGGACAAUUCGGUGUCCAUUCUCCAUCAGCUGCAGGAGGUGUUACAGAGCGGCUCUGAGCUUUCUAGUGUGGCUUACCAUCUACUUUGGACUGACCUUGCCCGCGCAGCAUUGACCGCUUGUUUGGUGGUUGGACGCCUACGGAGGAUCAAUAUGGGCACAACUGUCUCCGAUAACCCCCAGCCCACGCUGGUCAUUUUUCAACAGCUUUUGCUGAAAUAUCUAGACUCUUUAUCACAGAUUCUAGCGGGAAAAUAUCACCUCGGCCGUGUUGCAGCAAAGACAAGACUUGUCAUCGCCGUCGCAACAACUGUUACUUCAAGUCUGGUAGACGACUUUGGCGGCCUGCAACAGGAUUCCAAGUGCUUGCAGGUCGGCAUCAAAGCUGCCAACGAGACUGUAGCCGAGAUGGAACAUCAUCUGAAACGGGAAAACCAAGUCUCAACAUCCGCCUUGGUGGGAUUAAAUACUGCAACGACAUCAGCUCCACCAAGUGGCCUCGCCCCUCUUACAGCAGGCUGGAUGGACCAUACACAACUCCCAGAUCCCUUAAUUCAGACAUUGUUUCCGAGCAACUGUGACUUUUACCAGAACUUAGAGUCUCCGGGUCUGGACAUGCAGUCUGAUUUAUGUUUACCAUAUUCCAUGGCAUCAUUCAAAUCUACAUCGACGAUCCAGUCCACGACUAACCUCUUGUGGGAAGAUAUAAAUUCGAACCUACUAUCACAUAAUUUUAAGACAGCUAUGGAAUAG